This is a messenger RNA of Oncorhynchus nerka (sockeye salmon), 10415 nucleotides long. RefSeq names its product RAN binding protein 2 (gene ranbp2). The coding region runs from base 107 to 9631 and encodes 3174 amino acids. The record is from RefSeq and is a predicted model, not a curated record. Gene Ontology annotation, cellular component: nuclear pore; cytoplasm. NCBI's taxonomy places the organism in Eukaryota, Metazoa, Chordata, Actinopteri, Salmoniformes, Salmonidae. Gene Ontology annotation, molecular function: protein binding; GTPase activator activity; peptidyl-prolyl cis-trans isomerase activity. Gene Ontology annotation, biological process: NLS-bearing protein import into nucleus; protein peptidyl-prolyl isomerization. The transcript is spliced from 30 exons.
CAUUUGACGUUCUCAUGGCUAGAGUGGAGAAUAGGAUUCCUGACGAUUUUUGUAAUUCUGUGCAAUUCUAGUUUUGAAAUAACAAGAAAAUACGCUUUACACAGCCAUGCGGCGAAGUAAGGCCGAAGUGGAACGCUAUAUUUAUUCAGUACAGAGUUCCUCUCCUUCACUCAAAGAGAAACCAAUUAAAGGAUUUUUAUUUGCUAAAUUAUACUUCGAGGCUAAGGAGUAUGAACUUGCUAAAAGACAUGUUUCGGAAUAUCUGACAGUGGCUGAGAGAGACCCCAAAGCACACAAGUUCCUGGGCCAGCUUUAUGAGAGGGAAGGAGAUAUCAACAAGGCCGUAGGAUGUUACAAGCGGUCUGUGGACCUGAACCCAGCCCAGAGGGACCUGGUUUUGAAGGUGGCUGAGCUGCUCGUCAGUAAGACAGAGCGAGACAGCAGAGCAGAGUUCUGGGUGGAGAAAGCUGCCAAGUUGCUGCCUGCAAAUCCUGCUGUCUUCAACCUCAAGGAGCGGCUACUGAAUCGACAGGGCCAGCAGGGACGGAACCAGUUGUUUGACCUGCUGCAGGCAGAGCUGGCUAUGAGACCUGGCGAUGCCCAUAUCAACAUAAAGCUGGUUCAGCUGUUCUCCUCUGAUGGCAGGCUGGAGGAGGCUGUCAAACACUGUCUGGCUACAGAGAAGAGAGGCCUUCUUAGAUCCAGCUUGGACUGGUACUCUACUGUAGUACACACUCUACAGGAUUUCCUAGCCCAGCCCAGUGUUUCAUCCAAUGAGAAGAUGAGUAGACAUCUGCAGAGAGAGCUACUUUUGGCCCACUGCAGCCUGCUGAGACUGACCCUGUCGGGAAAAGGACUGCAGCCUAGCAUCAAGGCCCUUGAGAGUUUUGACUGUGCGAUGCAGGGCCUGAAGAAGACAGCGGGCAGUGUAACAGAUGAUCUGUCUGAGGUCUAUGUGGAGAUGAGGGGACAUCUGUACCUGCAUGCUGGCACUCUGCUGCUGAAGAUGGCUCAGGAAAGAGAACAGCAGUGGAGGGCUGUCAUUGACCUGGCUGCUCUCUGCUAUCUAUUGGCUUACCAGGUCCCAGGUCCGAAGAGCAAGGUGACUAAAGGGGACCAGUCUUCUCUUCAGCAUCUGGAGCUGCUGGCCAGUGACAGACAGAGCCAGGCUGGACACAUGCUGCUUAACCUCAAUCCUGACACUCAUACCUUUGUUAGAGAGGUGGUGGAGGCGUUUGGUAACCGUAGUGGUCAGGGCUCUCUGUUUGAGCUUUUGUUUGGGCUUCAGGCUCCGGCCGGUACUUCCUUCAUCGGCAACGACGACAUCCGCUCCAUCAACACACAGGCUCCAGCGAUAUCUGACCUCAUCAAACGGGACAACGGCUCCAUCCAGCUCAAAGGAGGUGACCUUCAGCAGCUGUGUUGGCUGGGUCUCCAGUGGUCUCUCAUGGCCCGGAGGCCUGCUCUGAGGGACUGGCUCAAACAGCUGUUCCCCAGGCUCAUCCUGGAGACCUCCAAACUGGACACCAACACACCUGAGUCCAUCUGCCUGCUAGACCUGGAGGUGUUCCUGUGUGGGGUGGUGUGGUGCAGUCACACCCAGCUCCAGGAGAGGGCCAGGAUCACUUCUACUGGUCAACAGCAACUCCAUGAGCCCCGCUGCCUGCCCCUGCCCCUCCUCCGCCUCCUCUCCACAGACAGACAGAGGGAAUGGUGGGACGCCGUCUACAGCCUCAUACACAAACAAGCUGCGCCUGGCAUGUCAGCCAAACUGAGGAUGACUGUUCAACAUGGACUAAGCACCCUUCGAGCUGGAGAGAAACAUGGCCUUCAACCAGCCCUGCCCAUACACUGGGCCCAGCACCUCAGCUCAACGGGGGUUGGUGUGAACUCCUACUAUGACCAGAAGGAGUACAUAGGGCGUAGUGUCCACUACUGGAAGGUGGUGCUCCCCCUGCUGGACAAGAUCAAGCAAAGGCGCAGCAUCCCUGAACCCCUGGACCCCCUCUUCAUACACUUUCCCUCUAGAGACAUACAGAUCCCAUCAGUGAAGGGCUUUGAGGAGGAGGCCAUGAUAGCAUUUGCAACCCUCUUGGAUGUCGAGGGGAGGACUGAGGAGGCUAUUACUACUCUGGAGACCAUCAACAACAUCUCAUCUAACUGGCACCUAGCUAGGAUCUUCCAGCGUCUGUCUGAGGAGGCUGGUAGUGGGGUGGAGGAGACUCGGGACAGGUGUGUCAUGUUCCUCAGGAAGUUCAGAACUUACCUGUCCAAGAUCUACAAUGCCAAUGCUGACGACAUGGACAAGCUGCCCGUCUCAAUGGAAGAGGUGAUGGAUCUCCUGAACGAUGUGAACCAGCAGCUAGGGGAGAUUGGAGAAGCGAUGGAUGAAGAGGGCAGACCGGUCCACUUCAGCCCUCAGUUUACUGAGCCUGCUGCCUCAGUCGCUCACAUCAAAUUCUCCCCUUUAACCCCUUCCCCCAGCAAGAGCUUUGUCCCUUCCUCCAAAAUACACAUGACACCACCUCAUUGGGCGGAGCACCAGAAGUCCCUCCUGCAGAUGCUCUGCCAGCAGGUGGAGGCCCUUAAGAAUGAGGUCCAUGACCUGAGACAUAACUCGUCAGACAGCAUGGCGUCACCCCACCAAAGGAUGUAUGGAGAUGGGUAUGGGGCUGAGAGCAUGCAGGAGGGCUACCCCCCAACACAGACCUUCCAUGUAGCACCCCUCACCGUUGCCACCACACAGGCCCCAUCUAUGUAUUUCAAUCAAUCCCCUGCUUAUAACUCCGGACAGUAUCUCCUUCGUCCUGCAGCCAAUGUUACCCCAACAAAGGCUCCUGUGUAUGGAGUCAACCGCCUGCCACCCCAGCAGCACAUGUAUACCUACCAGCAGCCCACUAACACUCCUCCCCUGCAGUCAACACCAGCCUGCAUCUACCCUCCUCAAGACCAGGUCUUCGGCACCCCCCUCCACUUCGAGUCACCAGCAACCAGUCUACUCUCCCCAUACAGCGAGGAAUACUACGGCCACUCUCAGCCCACCACCAACCCUCCCCUCCCUGAGCCUGGCUACUUCACCAAGCCCUCAGUCGUACCUGUCCAACCACCAAAGAGCAUUGAGGGGAAGCCUGUGGACUUUGGGAAGAUCGCCUUUGGCCAGCAGGUCCCUGCUGAGCCUCUUAAGGUGCCUGGCUUUGGUGCUGGAGUAGUAGCCCAGUCCACUCCAUCAUCUGCUGCCUUUAAAUUCAACUCCAACUUCAAAUCCAAUGAUGGGGACUUUACCUUCAAAGCCAAAAACAGUGAGAACCUGUUGGGGCUUCUGACAUCAGACAUUCCCACCAAAUCAGAGGGCCCCUCAGAGGUUGAGCCUCCUAGCCAGGGAGGGAUAUUUAGCUUUGGCACUAAAAGUGUGGCAGGCUUCUCCUUCAGUGAUGCAGCCCAGAGUCGGGACAAACCAAACCUGUUUGAAAAAAUUGAACAGCCAUUUAGUUUCACUGAUCAGACCAAGCCGGUAUUUGGGCUGGAAAACACAGCGGUGGAGAAAGGACCGGAGAGCGAUAACGACAGCACACAUGUGGAGGAGGAUGAGGAUGGGCCUCACUUUGAGCCCAUUGUGCCCCUCCCUGACAAAGUAGAUGUGAAGACUGGAGAGGAGGAAGAAGAGGAGAUGUUCUGUAACAGGUCCAAGCUAUUCAGAUUUGAUGCAGAGACAAAGGAGUGGAAAGAGAGGGGGAUCGGCAUAGUCAAAAUCCUAAAGCACAAUACAUCAGGGAAAGUGCGUCUGCUGAUGAGGAGGGAGCAGGUUCUGAAGAUCUGUGCUAACCACUACAUCACGCCAGAUAUGCUCCUGAAACCAAUUGCUGGCUCUGACAAGUCCUGGGUUUGGAAUGCCAUUGAUUAUGCAGAUGAGGAACCAAGGCCUGAGCAACUGGCCAUCCGGUAUAAAACGGCAGACGAGGCAUUGCUCUUCAAAACAAAGUUUGAAGAGGCUCAGAAGAUAGUUCCCAAAUCUCCAGAAAAGCAGCAAGAUCAGCCAGAUAGGAAAGCAACUUCUCCUAAUUCAUCUGCUCCUCAGGUGACAAACUUUGCUGCCCAGUUUGCAAUGAAGGACGGGGAGUGGCACUGCAAUGUGUGUUAUGUAAGAAAUGCUGCUACAAUUAUGCAGUGUGUUGCCUGUCAGACUGCCAACCCUAAUUCCCUGUCAGAGACGGACAACAAACUGGCUACUGAAACCAAAGGCUUUACUAGUGGGGCAGCUUCAGUGAGAGGAUUUACUUUUGGAUUUGGAGCUGACUCAUCAAAAGACACCAGCAGCGCAGGAUCUAUUGGAAAGGGAUUUGGGGCUUUUGGAGCUCAGAUACCCUCCUCCUUUACAUUUGGAACCAGUGGCACCACUUCUAUACCUGUUGCUGGUUUUGGAGCCCAGUUUGGUAAGAUUAAAGAAACCACAGCAGAAGUAGCAGCAGAAUCAAAGCCCUCAACCAUGCCAUUUGGCUCUGGAUUUGGUGCCCAGUUUGGCAAAAAGCCAGGGCAGUGGGACUGUGAUGUGUGUGCUGUAAGAAACCAGGCCUCCUCAAACAGUUGUGUUUCUUGUCAAACUCCAAACCAUGCAGCCAAAACUGUUGUAGAUAGAGCAGCAGCAUCAAAGCCCUUAAACAAUCCAUUAGGUUCUGGAUUUGAUGCCCAGUUUAGCAAAAAGCCAGGGCAGUGGGACUGUGACGUGUGUGCUGUAAGAAACCAGGCCUCCUCAAACAGUUGUGUUUCUUGUCAAACUCCAAAUCCCUCAGCAAAAUCAACAGUUGAGGUAGCACCACCACCAAAGCCAACAGUGUCGGGAUUUGGUGAUCUUUUUGCUAAGAGGGACAGACAAUGGGACUGUGACACCUGUCUUGUGAGGAAUGAUGCAUCAGUUUCUAAGUGUGUUUCCUGCCAGACACCCAAUGCUAGCAGCACCUCCUCUCUUGGGGCCAUGUUUGCCAAACAGGGGGGACAGUGGGACUGUGACACAUGUCUAGUCAGAAACGACAGCUCUGCUAGUCAAUGUGUCUCCUGUCAGACACCCAACACUAAGAGCACAGCCACCCCCUCCAGCUCAUCCUUCAGCUUUCGCUUUGGGAGUCAAAGUACAUCUACUCAGCCUGUAGGCAAUGUGUUUAAAGCAAACUUCAACAGUGACAGCUCUUUUCAGUUUGGCACAAGCAAAGUUGAUACAGGUGCCCCUGCAUCCUUCAAGUUUGAGACCCCUCAGGCUGAAAGCAGUGGCUCCAGUGCUGCAGGCUUCUCUUUCAAUAUGCCCGUCCCAGCAGGUGGCUUUAAGUUUGGCACUCAAGAAACGGCAAAGGAAACCCCACCAGAUGAAACUCAGACUCCUGCUUCAGGGUCUGCGUCCAUGUUCCUGAAGAAUAUCGCAGAGCAGCACAGAGAAAAAGAGAAGGAAUCUAGCGUUGGUAUACCUGCAUCAGUGCCUUCAUUGGACAACACCGAUGAGAAUGGCAAACCCAAUGACUUCAGUUUUGCAGAUUUGGCUAAGAACUCACAAGGAGACUUCAAGUUUGGACAGACAGAUUCCAAUUGCAAAGACUUCAGCCACAGUGGCGAGCAGCUGUUCACAUCCCUUCAGUCAAACCAGUGGGCAGACACUUCCGCUGACCAGGAUGAAGAGGAUGUAUACAAAACAGAAGAGAAUGACGAUAUCCAGUUUGAACCUGUGGUCCAGAUGCCUGAUAAAGUGGACCUGGUCACAGGAGAGGAGGAUGAACAGGCCCUUUACUCACAGAGAGUAAAGCUCUUCAGGUUUGACGGAGACAUCAGCCAGUGGAAGGAGAGGGGUGUUGGAGUCCUCAAGUUCCUGAAGAAUGCCACCAACGGCAGGCUGAGGGUGCUGAUGAGGAGAGAGCAGGUCCUGAAGGUGUGUGCCAACCACUGGAUCACCACCACCAUGAACUUGAAGCCCUUGGCUGGUUCCGACAAAGCUUGGAUGUGGCUUGCUAAUGACUUCUCAGAAGGAGAUGCCAAACUGGAGCAACUCGCUGCCAAGUUUAAAACCCCUGAGCUGGCUGAGGAGUUCAAGCUUAAGUUUGAGGAGUGUCAGAGGCUCCUGUUGGACAUCCCACUGCAGACUCCUCACAAGCUUGUUGACACAGGCAGAACUGCACAUCUCAUCCAGAAGGCAGAGGAGAUGAAGUCCGGUCUGAAAGACCUUAAAUCCUUCCUGACUGAUGACAAAACAAAGAUCAAGGAGGACGACAGCCAAGCUAACAUCACAACAGCCAGUAACACCUCAGGUCUGAUCAUCAAGCCCCACGUGGAGAGCACUGGGCCUACCUUAGAAUGGGACAACUAUGACCUGAGAGAGGAGGCUCUGGACGACAGUGCUGACACAUCUGUCUACACCUCACCCCUAGCAAGCAGCCCAAUCAGGAAGAACCUCUUCUGCUUUGGAGAAUCCACAGCUGGCUUUAACUUCAGCUUCCAGCCUGUCAUCAGUCCAACCAAGUCACCGGCCAAGCUGAACCAGAGCGGGGUGUCUGUGGACGAGGAGCAAGACGUGACCCAGGAGGAGGAGAGGGAUGGCCUGUACUUUGAGCCUGUGGUUCCCCUGCCAGACCUGGUGGAGAUCUCUACUGGAGAGGAGAAUGAAAAUGUGUGUUUCAGCCACAGAGCAAAGCUGUACCGCUAUGACAAAGACCUGAACCAGUGGAAGGAGAGGGGCAUUGGAGACCUUAAGAUACUGCAGAACUACGACACCAAACGAGUCAGACUCCUCAUGAGGCGGGACCAAGUCCUGAAGAUCUGCGCCAACCACUGGGUGACGUCUUCUAUGAAGUUGGAGCCCAUGAAGGGUGCUGAGAAGGCCUGGGUCUGGAGUGCCAUUGACUUUGCUGAGGUAGCUGAGGGAAAUGUGGAGCAGUUAGCAGUGCGGUUUAAACUGCAGGAUGUGGCCAACUCUUUCAGAGACAUCUUUGACGAGGCUAAAACCGCCCAAGAGAAUGAGAUUCUGGUCACUCCCAUAGCCUCAUGUGAGACCCUUCCUCAGGAGGUAGCAACAGCUCCAGGGAUGACAGUGUGUGGACAGGCUGCUGUGGCCAUCCUGGAGGAGACCACCAGAGAACGGACAGAGCUGACUUCUGAGACUUUCCACACCCCUGACAGCAAGGCCUCCACUUCCACACCACACAGCCCUCUCAACCCCUCUAAGAUGGUGAUGUCUCCUCCCAAGUUCCUCUUCGGAACCGACUCUCUCCAGAAGAUCUUUGGCAGCAGCCUCCUGUUGUCCAAGGAGGAUGGUUCUUCAGAAAGCUCCAAGGCUAAAGACAGCGGUUGGACCUCCCAGUCCUCACCUGCAUUCAAAAUCCCAGAAAAGGGAUUGGAUUUUAGGCUUUUCAAAGAUAACCCAAUGGCUUUUUGGACCAGCACCUCAUCCACCCAAUUUGAGCCCCCAGCACCCCCCCAGGCAAGGGCUGAUGAUGACAGUGAGGUGGAGGUGGUGUACGAGAGGCAGCCGACUGCGGAGCAGGCUGCUUUGGCCAGGGAACUCUUGCUGCCUCUCACCUUCUUCUGCUACCAGAACGAACCAGGAAACACUAGUGACGACCAGACGGACGAUGAGGACUUUGAGACUGCAGUUAAAGCGCUGAAUGGAAGACUGUACCCGGAUCCUCCUGAGAGAAAGGCUGCAAAUUCUGCAGCUCAGGCCGAGAUAGGUGCUGAGGGUCUGUACCCGGAGGUUGAGGUGGUGUUGGAGAAGAGGUCUACUCCAGAUGAGGAGCAGAAAGCCAAGCCGCUGCAGCUGCCUCCAACUUUUUCUUAUGUAGUCGGCAAGGCAGAGAAAGACAAGCCAGAGGACUUCAAGACAGAGGAUGCAGAGAGAAGCGCACACCCUGUUUCAUCUGAGGCUGUGUCCUCCAGCACCGGCGAUACAGUGCCAGAACAACAGUUCCCAGACCAGUCCCCCAGCAGCCAGGUACAGGUUCCAGAUCUGUCUGAGGCAGAGCUUCAGUCCUCUGCAGCAGAGGUGGAGUUCCCAGCUCAGUCAGUAACCAUCCAGGAGGCAGAGGUCCAGCAGACUCCAGAUCAGUCAGACUCCACUCCAACACGGUCUCAGACUGCGGUCUCCAGCAGCGGGGAGCAGGCUCAAACGUCAAACCCUUCAGCAAAACCUGUUGCUAGUGCCCCAGCUUUGGUGACUGCCUCAUUUGGAUUUGGUGCACAGUUUGUCAAAAAGCCAGGGCAGUGGGAGUGUGACGCAUGUCUUGUUAGAAAUGAGGAGUCUGCAAGCAGUUGUGUUUCUUGUCAAACUCCAAACCCUGCAGCUAGCAGUGGUAAGCAGGCUCCAGAUCAGUCAGACUCUACUCCUGCAGCUACCAGCAGCAGCCCUAUAGACCUGUCUACCAAGAAGACCUCGGAGCCGGACUCCACAUCGACAUUUACGACAACCAUUACUCAGGAUGCUCCAAACUCAUUUGGCUCCUUGGGCUUCAGUGAUCUGGGAGGGGAAGGGAUCUCCUUCGCUGAUCUGGCACAGAACACCGGGGGUGAAUUCGCCUUCGGAAAACAAGAUUCUAACUUCUCGUGGGCGAAUGCCGGGGCUACGUUGUUUGGAGCUGCAGCCCCACCCAAUGCUGAAGGAGGGGAGGAGAGGAGUCAUGAAGAGGACGCUAAUAAUGUGGAAAUUCACUUUGAUCCCAUAGUCACCCUACCAGAGGUGGAGACUAAGUCAGGGGAGGAGGAUGAGGAGAUCCUGUUUAAGGAGCGUACCAAGCUGUACCGCUGGGAGAGAGACCUGGGCCAGUGGAAGGAGAGGGGUGUGGGAGACAUCAAGAUCCUCUUCCACCCCGAUAAGAGGUUCUACCGGGUGCUGAUGAGGAGGGAGCAGGUGCUGAAGGUGUGUGCCAAUCACACCAUCUGCCAGAGCAUGGAGCUCAAACCCAUGAACACCUCUAACCAAGCCCUCGUCUGGACCGCUACCGACUUUGCAGAGGGUGAGGGUAAGGUGGAGCAGUUGGCAGCCAAGUUCAAAACAGCAGAGCUGGCUGAGUGUUUCAGGAAGACCUUCUGUGAGUGUCAGAGCCGUAUGAGCCCAUCAGAGGCCUCGGCCCUCUCCCCCCAGAUGUCCAGGGUCCAGGAACAUUCCAGAGACGCCAACCCCCAGGUGUACCUCUCCAUCUCCGCUGAUGACGAGCCGCUGGGAAUGGUCACCAUAGAACUGUUCUCUCACAUUGUCCCCAAGACGGCUGAGAACUUCAGAGCGCUGUGUACAGGACAGAAAGGCUUCGGGCUGCGCAACUCUGUCUUCCACAGGAUCGUACCGGACUUCAUGUGUCAGGGUGGCGACCUCACCAACCAGGACGGGACAGGAGGGAAGUCCAUCUACGGGAACAAGUUUGAGGAUGAGAACUUUGAUGUGCGCCACACGGGUCCGGGGCUGCUGUCCAUGGCCAACCAUGGCCGAGACACCAACAACUCCCAGUUCUUCAUCACAUUGAAGAAGGCUGAGCACCUGGACUUUAAACACGUGGCCUUUGGCUUCGUCAGAGAGGGCAUGGAUGUGGUCCGCAGAAUGGGAGAGCUGGGCACCAAAACUGGCAAACCCAGCAAGAAGAUUGUCAUCACCGAAUGUGGACAACUGUAGAGCUUGAGCUCUGGUCACUGACUGGACAACUCCACUGUAGGGCUGAAAAUGUAGUCACUGACUGGAUGGCAAUGGGCCUUCACUCUGGUCAUGGACUGGGGAGUUAUAGCAUUUCAAACUGAGCACAAUUAUAGUAGGCAGAUAUCAAAUGAUACCCUAUUCCCCAUAUAGUGCACUCCACUUGGGGCUCAGCUUAAAAAGAGGGCACUGGUAGCCCACUAUGGGGAGAAUAGGCUUUAAUUUAAGACCGGCCCAGUGUCUCCUCCUGAUGAGUGUUGCACUUUCUCCCUGCCGCAUCCUGAGGGCUGCAUGUCCCAGUGUGAAUCCCCAGACUCUUUGUGUGUGUAUAAUGUACAUGGACUAUAUUUUGUCUUUUUUUUUGUGCAUGUGUUCCAAUAAGAGUUGACAGCGCUGGUUCCUUCAUAAGCUCCCUAACCCAAUUUGUUUUGUGUAAUUGUCUUAAUUAAGAUUAUCGCGACCUUUUUUAAAAACCAACCAAUGUUCGUUUUGUACUGUGUUCCUCUUGCUGCCUGUGUAUACUUUUUUAGGUGUGUUUUUUUUUGUUGUGUGUAGGCUAUACAUUGAUUUCAUAAUGUGCAAAUUGAGACUCUACACCUGUCUUAAACUAAAAGGUAGGAAUAUGAAGUCUGACAAUUUGGGAGAGGUGACAUACAAAAUAUAUUUUAUGGUCGGGUCACAAUUGGGGUUAACAAUUCUUAUUGUCAAUAAAUAAAUACAAGAUGCUGGAGACUGUCUUUAAAAAUAAAGUUGCUUUAUAACUGAA